AUGGCAGCCGAUAUGAGCGGCGAGCAGAUGCAGGCCAAGAUCACCGCGGCCAGGCGAGAGGCCGAAGGUCUGAAGGACAAGAUCAAGCGCAGAAAGGAUGAGUUGGCCGAUACCACUCUUCGUCAGGUCGCGCAGAGCCAAACGGAUACCCUGCCUCGGAUCGCAAUGAAGCCCCGACGCACGCUCAAGGGACAUCUGGCCAAGAUCUACGCCAUGCACUGGGCAACCGACCGUCGCCAUCUCGUCUCUGCCUCGCAAGACGGAAAGCUCAUCAUCUGGGACGCCUACACCACCAACAAAAUCCAUGCGAUCCCGCUCCGGUCGUCCUGGGUCAUGACCUGUGCUUACUCCCCCAGUGGAAACUUCGUCGCUUGUGGUGGUUUGGAUAACAUCUGUUCGAUUUACAACGUCUCCGCCAACGAGGGUCCCACCCGGGUCGCGCGCGAACUUUCCGGCCACUCCGGCUAUCUAUCGUGCUGUCGCUUUAUCAACGAUCGUCGCAUCAUUACCUCGUCGGGAGAUAUGACCUGUAUGCUGUGGGAUAUUGAAUCGGGCUCGAAAGUAACUGAAUUUGCGGAUCACCUGGGCGACGUCAUGUCCAUCAGCAUCAACCCGACCAACCAAAACAUCUUCGUCUCCGGCGCCUGCGACGCGUUCGCCAAAUUGUGGGAUAUCCGUACCGGAAAGGCCGUCCAGACGUUCGCCGGCCACGAGUCAGACAUCAACGCCAUCCAAUUCUUCCCCGACGGAAAUGCUUUUGGCACGGGCUCCGACGACACCUCCUGCCGUCUGUUCGACAUUCGCGCCGACCGCGAGCUCAACAUCUACCAGAACGAGCAAAUAAUGUGCGGUAUCACAUCUGUUGCCUUCUCGGUUUCCGGAAGAUUGCUCUUUGCGGGUUACGAUGACUUCGAGUGCAAGGUAUGGGACGUUCUCCGAGGCGACAAGGUCGGCGCCCUCAGUGGCCACGAGAACCGUGUAAGCUGCUUGGGAGUCAGCAAUGAUGGCAUCAGUCUGUGUACCGGAUCUUGGGAUUCUCUGCUCAAGGUCUGGGCCUGGUAA
This is a messenger RNA of Aspergillus steynii IBT 23096, 1062 nucleotides long. Its product is annotated as WD40 repeat domain-containing protein. The record is from RefSeq and is a predicted model, not a curated record. Gene Ontology annotation, cellular component: cytoplasm; heterotrimeric G-protein complex. Gene Ontology annotation, biological process: G protein-coupled receptor signaling pathway. The coding region runs from base 1 to 1062 and encodes 353 amino acids. The transcript is spliced from 5 exons. Gene Ontology annotation, molecular function: signaling receptor complex adaptor activity; protein binding. NCBI's taxonomy places the organism in Eukaryota, Fungi, Ascomycota, Eurotiomycetes, Eurotiales, Aspergillaceae.